Messenger RNA from Penicillium cataractarum, 1410 nucleotides. RefSeq names its product putative nuclear envelope protein Brr6. Gene Ontology annotation, cellular component: nuclear membrane; nuclear envelope. The coding region runs from base 1 to 1410 and encodes 469 amino acids. NCBI's taxonomy places the organism in Eukaryota, Fungi, Ascomycota, Eurotiomycetes, Eurotiales, Aspergillaceae. Gene Ontology annotation, biological process: nuclear envelope organization; lipid homeostasis. The transcript is spliced from 3 exons. The record is from RefSeq and is a predicted model, not a curated record.
AUGAUGGAAUCACGCACUGAGUCUGGAGGGGUCAUCCCGAUGGACUACGAAUGGCACGGUGGAAGCGCAGGCCCAGUCGAUUUUACCUCUCCCUUCUCGCAAGUCAGGAAACAGCAGCAAGACAACAAGAAGCGAUCCCAUCAAAUCUUCGAUUCUCCCGAAAAGCCAACCAUACCAGCUCUCCGCCCUCCAAACUCGCAGUCCUCCUUCCUUUUCUCCCCGCAACGGCAACAGCAACAAUCAGCGCUCCCGUCGCAAUCGUCCGUAUUCGGACAACCAGCGUUCACGACGCCGCGGAAACUGGAAGUCGAUUUCUCAUCGGGCGCCGAGAAUCUGUCUUCGCCGGAGGUAGCUGAUAACGAGGAAACCCCGGAGCAACAGUCGAAGGGCACGCGACGCAAUUCCCUGUUCAAUAUCUACGGCCGCUUUGCUCCUAGCCCCGGCAGGGGGGAGAUCCCGCGGACGAAUCACUUUUCGAAUGCCGUGGCGCGACGGAUACACAAGAGGCGACGACGGGAUAAGGCGCUUGGGAAGAGGAUGCGGGUGGAUGAUGAGUACGAUGAUGAUGAGAGCGACAGGCCCAGCAGCCGCGAAGGACCGCCAACAAGGACGGGGAAACAAGAAAAGACACCGGACUUACAGAAAGCACCAUCGAAUAUGUCAUUCUUCAAGCAGUUGUUGACUCUGCUGGAAGAACAUCCCAACGUCCCUGCCAUCUUGUCGUGGUGGGCGCAGCUUGUCGUGAACUUAUCCCUGUUCUCGCUUGCUGUGUGGAUGGUUUUCUCGUUCGUGUCUGAGAUUCGCAAUGAGUUCGAUGCCGUCGCGAGUAAGGAGAUGGACUCUAUUCUGCACAAUAUCGCCGAGUGUAUGCAGCGAUACGAAGACAACAAAUGCGCGGCUGGGAACCUCGUACCAGGUCUCGUGCCUAUAUGCGCCGCCGACAGAAAGUGCAUGGACACGGAUCCGACACACGUCAGACGGGCGAUGCUAUCAGCCAGGACGAUGGCUCAAAUAAUUGACAGCUUCAUUGAGCCCAUUUCCUGGAAAGCUAUUAUAAUCUUCCUAGCCACUAUUGGCACUGUGGCCUGGGCCAGUAACUGGUCCUUCCGCUCCUUCAGAAACAACCGCCUCAACCAGGGCUACCCACAGCAUGACUAUCCACCCCCACCAUCAUAUAAUCCAAACCUGCACGGCCAACCCCUCCACCUGCAACAGAACCCGGCCUACGGCUUCUACGGCCAGCAAGACCCCCGGGCAUCCCCGACGAAAAACUACACCGAGAGAGAAGAUGCACCGCUUAUGAUCGAAAACACCCGAUCAAUGGACUUUGUUACUGAGCGCUCCCGUGAACGAGAGACUCAUCUCCGUACGCCGAGUCCUUCGAAGCGUAUGCAUCGACAAUUUGCAUAA